Molecule: messenger RNA, 1242 nt
Organism: Dermacentor silvarum
Lineage: Eukaryota; Metazoa; Arthropoda; Arachnida; Ixodida; Ixodidae
Product: neprilysin-1-like
Exons: 9
Coding region: 124-1242 (372 amino acids)
Biological process (GO): protein processing
Cellular component (GO): plasma membrane
Molecular function (GO): metalloendopeptidase activity
Source: RefSeq, a predicted model, not a curated record
AGUCACUUAAAAACGACCCCUUGCGCAAGUUUUCCCCAUUUUCCUCGGUGUUGCCAGUCAGUCCAAUAGCGGUGACAUGAAUCGACUUCAGUCAGCUCGUUCAUAUUUUGCAGCAAACCAGCGAUGCGACCCCCUGCGCAACAGGACUAUGCAUCUCGCCAAACAGAGGCACAGGCUCCCACCAAGGCAGACAACUUCCUCAACACGUGCGUCACCAUUGUGGCAGUGCUCAUCGUGGUCACGCUAAUCGUCAUGGGCUUCAUCCUGCUCAAGUGCUUCAGCAUACAGGAAGUCUGUAACAGGACAAUAACGGCCUACGGGGACAUGAACACGUCCCUGUCUUGCGAGAGCGACGAAUGCAAGGCAUACGCGUUGACGAUGCGCGCCUCCAAGCUGGACUUCCAGGAGGCCUGCGAGGACUUCUACGAGCACGUGUGCGGCGGCUGGACACGCACGGCCAAAGUGGCGCCGGACGAGGUCUUCAAGAGCGUCGCCAGGGACAUGCGACGAGCCGUUGAGGACCAGAUCUCCGAGAUACUGAACAACACCGUGAUAUCGUACCGAGACCAGACGGCGGCCCAGAAGGCUGCUGCGCUAUACCAAGGCUGCAUCAACAUAGACCUGCGCAACAGCAAGGGUACCAAGCCCCUGGAGGACUUGCUGGCGCGUUACGAGCUCGCACACUGGCCCAUUGUGAACCGGACGCAGCAGUUCCGCACCUUCCACUUGCUGGGCAACGCCAUCCGAGAGUUGCGCCUGGACGCGCUCAUCUCGGUCACCGCGCACCUCGACUACCACAACAGCGAGCGCUACAUCCUCUACAUCGGGCAGGCCUCGUUCGGCGUCGAGACCCUGGUGCUUCGAGGCCGCUACCGGACUCCCUUCUUCCGCAUCUUGCACCGGUACAAGCUGUACAUCUACCGCUGCGCCCUGCUGCUCGGCGCCAACGUGGCUGCCGCCGACAUCGUGAACGACAUCGUCAACUUCGAGGCAAAGCUCGCCUACAUCUCGGAGCCGCCCACCGCGAUCCGCAACCCGCAGAGCGUGUACAACCUGAUGUCACUCAAGAUGCUCGAAAGCGCCAUACCCGAGAUCCGCUGGGUGUAUUUCCUGAACAUCGUGCUGCGGGACGUGGGCGUGUCCCUCGACCUGGACGACCACGUGGUGGUGAUGCACCCACUCUACCUCAAGCGGCUUUCACGGCUCCUCAAGGAAGUGUCGAGGCGAGUUGCAUACACAUGA